GGCAGUGACUUCGUGGCAUGCAGCCGAUGCAAGUCAUUUAUGUGUCAUUCCGUACAGUUUCCUCGCGGUGUUCGUCGUGAUCCACUUCUUAUUUCGUUUUCCUACAACUGAGCUCAAUGACCGAAAAUAGUCAUCUCAUGUAGAUUCUCUUUCAUCCACCGGUGAGACGUGCAUCUCGUAAGACAGCGCAAACCCGACGACACAUGAUAGGUUAAUUACACAUAACAUGAAACUGUGGAUCGUGAUAGUGCACAUUACAUUAGUCGCCACUAAUCUAUGGGUCACGGCUCAUUUCCACGAGGAGGUGCCCGAAGACAAUGAGUUUGCGGAAUUCGAGGACUUUGAGGAGGAGAAGCUGAGCACGCACAAUGAGCGCGUAGCAGAGUCGGUGCAGGAGAGCAAUCUCAAUCAGGACUUCGAGGAGGAUGACGUCCUGGUGUCAGACGGAGAUAGUGAAUUCGAUCACUUUCAGGACGAGGAGGAGUUCGAGGGGCUGGACAGUGGUAACGCCGGUCCGAAGCCCGACGAGCCUUCCACGUUGACCAUUACGAAAGUUCCGUUGCAUCUGCGGGACAGAUGGGACAGCUUUUACCUAGAGAUACUGAUGAUCACCGGACUGCUGGUGUAUUUCAUCAACUACAUGGUGGGACGUUCGAAGAACGCCCGUAUAGCUGAGCAGUGGCUGAUGGAUCAGCAGCAGGUGUUGGCGGAGAAUUUCUCCCUGAUCGGUCACGCGGGCAGGUCGAGCGACAGCAACGCGAACGACAACGGCAGCGGCAACGGUUUGAUGAAGGAGAGCGAGUCGCAAUACAGUCUGUACUGCUCCGGCCGUGUCGGAUGCGACUCAAUGCUCGUCGAGCUGAAACUGAUCAAACGGCAGGACUUGGUCGCCGUGCUGGCGCAGCUGGUGCGCCCGCAGAACGAUCAGGCUCACAUACACAUGGAGAUCUCGAAGGACGAGACGGACAACUUUGUGCUGGCGAUCGCCUCGAAGCGGACGGCGAUGCAUUUAGUACGCGACAUGGCCGACAUCAGUGUGUACUGCCCGGAGAAACGGCCCGCGGAGAAGUUCGGUCUUCCGUCGGGCUUCUGCGUGAUGUCCGAGAUCGCAGAAGCGGCGUCGGCCAUAUUGGACACCAGGGUGCAACAUCUCUUCGCGAAAUACGCGCCUCACAUUGAUUACAUUCACAUUAGCGACCAAUUCAGCGGGCGCAAGCAGCAGGAAGACACCGCUCAAUUGACAAUGCCCGAGGUAAGAAGGGUAUUGAUGGUGGGCCUGAAUAUAAGUCUCAAAGGCCGCACUUGUGACAUGGAGACUCGGCAGAAGCUCAAGAUAUUACUUCAUUUUACCUUUUACCUGCUCGACAAGCUGCGACGUUUUAAGUUGUCCAAGGAGGGCAAGAACAAGGCUGAUAAAAAUCGGCUCAGAGUCGAGGAAGCCUUCCUGAAGACAACGCACGCCGCGAGAGCCGAAGCGGCGGCGCAGAAGCGAGAGGAGCGCCGGAGAGCCGAGAAAGAGAGGAUCCUCCAGGAGGAGGAUCCGGAGAAGCAGCGCAAGUGGGAGGAGAAGGAGCAGCGCAGGCUGGCGAAGAAACGCGCCCCUAGAAUGAAGCAACUCAAAGUGAAGGCUUUAUGACCGGUUACGGCCGGGAUUAGCGAAUGCAAUGCGAAUUCUAGAGAGCCGUGAGUUUCGUCGUUUAUCAUUGAAAUACUCGGGAGGAAAUGUGAACACAUGUUGGAAAGAAAGAAAGAGGAAGAAAAAAUAUAUACUUCGUCGAAAUCAGCCGCGAGAUGAAAAGCCAAAACUUCUUACCCUUCGUCGGAUUCUCUCACUUACACUCACCCGGCAUUCUCGCGCGCGCGCGAAGUAUAUACCGAACUUAUCGAGGAAAGUACAAACGACUGUGUGUGUGUGCAUGUGUGUGUGUGCGUGUGCGAACGAGAACAUCCUGCGACUUGUAAUUUAUUGUACAAUGUAUACUUUGUUUGCCCUACUGCCAGCUUAUAUACUUAAAUAUCAUAGAUAUUUCGUGUUGGAGAACGAGAAACGAGUAAAAUAAACUUUAGCAUAUACUAUACGUGCAUACACGAACGUAGUAAUAAUAUCCAUGCCCUUCGUUCGUGCUACAGAGACGUAUCGGUAAUCGACGAGCAGCGAAAUUAUUGCUCUUUGAAAUUAUCAUUGCCCUGACGUGGUCGCUUGUGUGUUAGCAUUUGCGUCUGAGAGAGAGAGAGAGAUCCGUGCCAACUUUCCCAGGAGACUUUCUUCUCAAGACCGACGUGAACGUGUAUCGUUCUAGUUUAAUAAUUUAUGCUAUCCCAGAAUACUAGA
Molecule: messenger RNA, 2332 nt
Organism: Dinoponera quadriceps
Lineage: Eukaryota; Metazoa; Arthropoda; Insecta; Hymenoptera; Formicidae
Product: coiled-coil domain-containing protein 47
Exons: 4
Coding region: 227-1636 (469 amino acids)
Biological process (GO): endoplasmic reticulum calcium ion homeostasis
Cellular component (GO): endoplasmic reticulum
Molecular function (GO): calcium ion binding
Source: RefSeq, a predicted model, not a curated record